Molecule: messenger RNA, 1491 nt
Organism: Alternaria burnsii
Lineage: Eukaryota; Fungi; Ascomycota; Dothideomycetes; Pleosporales; Pleosporaceae
Product: tryptophan synthase beta subunit-like plp-dependent enzyme
Exons: 5
Coding region: 1-1491 (496 amino acids)
Biological process (GO): L-threonine catabolic process; L-serine catabolic process
Molecular function (GO): L-serine ammonia-lyase activity; pyridoxal phosphate binding; threonine deaminase activity
Source: RefSeq, a predicted model, not a curated record
AUGGCAUAUCAUGUCAUCAACUUUGAAGAAAAGGGAAUUCUAAAUCGUAGAAGCAGAAUCUUCCUCAAGCUGGAGAAUCUCCAACCCUCUGGAUCAUUCAAGUCAAGAGGCAUUGGCAACUACAUCCUCCGCCGUCUCGAAGAACUCCCACAAGGCUCGCGCCCUCACAUCUUCGCAUCCAGCGGCGGCAAUGCAGGUCUCGCUGCUGUUCACUCGGCUCGUGCUCUCAACUUGCCUUGCACUGUUGUCGUACCAACCUCCACAGCACCAUUGAUGGUAGCCAAGCUACGAGCAGCAGGUGCAUAUGAAGUCAUUCAGUAUGGUGCAGCUUGGAAAGACGCAGAUGCAUACCUUAAGGAGCACAUCAUACCCUACGCACAGACAGAAACCAUUUACUGCCCACCCUUUGAUCACCCAGAUAUCUGGCAAGGAAACAGUACCUGCAUGGACGAGAUCGCCGCUCAACUUGGCGAGCCCGACGUGUUGAUCUGCUCUGUCGGCGGCGGUGGUUUGAUCAACGGUAUCUGUCAAUCCAUGGACAACCAUCAAAUGAGCAAGACAACCAUUCUCGCCUUGGAGACCGCUGGUGCCGAGAGCUUGAAUGCAGCACUUCAAGCCAAGGAAGUCAUCACAUUGCCCAAGAUCACAUCCCAAGCAACAAGUCUAGGCAUUGCCCGUGUAACAGACGCCACAUACAAAUAUGCCCAGCGAGGCAAUGUCCGAAGCGUAGUCCUACCUGACGCAGAAGCGGCUAUGGGCUGCUGGCGUCUGGCAGACGAUGAACGUAUCAUGGUCGAGCUCGCCUGUGGCAUCAAUGUUGCUCUUUGCUACGACGGCCGGCUCGAGAAAGCACUUGGUCGUCCCGUUCGACCAGAAGACAAAGUUGUGAUUGUGCUUUGCGGAGGAAGCAAUGUCACGAGCAAGAUGUUGUGCGACUGGAGGAACGAGUACGCGUACAUCGAGGAAGAGACUGAGGCAAGGAGGAGGAAGAGCGAUUCUGCGCUUGGCAGUGAGACUCAGAGUGAGACUGGCAGUGUGAAGGAUAUGGACAUGGGAAAUGUACCCAACUUUAGUUCCACAAACGAAGGCGGCAGAAACACGUAUCCCCUCCCAGACAGCCUCGGUUACGAUGACGUUCUCGAGAUUCUGCACAAUCAUUCUGUGCUGUCACAGAUCUUCUGGCCACAUUCAUCCGCCAGAGUCCGUAUACAGCCAGGUUCUGUGUCAAAUAUGUCGAAUUUCCUGAUCGAACAAGGUCAGUCGGAGUUUAAAGUGUCCUUGUGUAGCCAGCCAAAUGGGAUAACGUGCACCGAAGAAUUACCGCUAGGGAUCAAGGCAACAACAAAGUUUGUGAUAGGUGGGUGCGAUCAAAUCGCAGGAGAGCAGACUGUGCAUGAUGAAAAGGGCGGGGCUGUGUCAACGUCAGAUUUGCUCAAGUCGCCCAUCACUCCGCUGAAUCAUCAACUCUAUCUGGUUGAGCAGAGUCAUUAA